Messenger RNA from Ustilago hordei, 723 nucleotides. RefSeq names its product putative C-8 sterol isomerase. Gene Ontology annotation, cellular component: endoplasmic reticulum. The transcript has 2 exons. The record is from RefSeq and is a predicted model, not a curated record. Bases 1 to 723 code for a protein of 240 amino acids. Gene Ontology annotation, biological process: ergosterol biosynthetic process. NCBI's taxonomy places the organism in Eukaryota, Fungi, Basidiomycota, Ustilaginomycetes, Ustilaginales, Ustilaginaceae.
AUGUCCUCGCACCGACCUCGUAAGGCAACUGCCAAUGCUGCUUCGGCCUCUCCCAAGCGCACCUCGGUCUUGCUCUCUGCUCUGAUUGUCGGUUUCUGCGCCCUCAUCGCCGCUCUCGACUCGAUUCGAUCCAACUUCUACAUCUUUGACCACAAGCAGAUCCACAAGGUCGCUUCAACAGCUGUUGCAAACCACCCAGGCAACGCAACCGCUAUCUUUGACGAGAUCCUCGACCACCUCCGUGCAGACCCCAAGACAGCUCCCUACAUCAACAAGAACCACUUUAGCGUAGAGUCCGAGUGGAUGUUUAACAAUGCAGGUGGUGCUAUGGGUAGCAUGUACAUCAUUCAUGCUUCGAUUACCGAGUACUUGAUCUUCUUCGGUACUCCGGUUGGUACUGAGGGUCAUACCGGUCGACACACUGCUGAUGACUACUUCAACAUCCUCACUGGUAGCCAGUAUGCUUUCCCUGCUGGUGCACUCAAGGCUGAGCACUACCCUGCUGGUUCGGUACACCACCUUCGCCGAGGACUGGUCAAGCAGUAUAUGAUGCCCGAAGAUGGCUGCUGGGCUCUCGAGUUGGCUCAGGGCUGGAUCCCUCCUAUGCUUCCUUUUGGUCUUGCUGACGUGCUCAGCUCCACCCUUGAUUUCCCUACAUUUGGUGUCACUGUUUGGAUCACUGCUCGAGAGAUGAUCGGUAACUUGCUCCUUGGCAAGUUCUGA